Messenger RNA from Penaeus chinensis, 4333 nucleotides. RefSeq names its product ankyrin-3-like. Gene Ontology annotation, molecular function: protein binding. Bases 152 to 3268 code for a protein of 1038 amino acids. The transcript is spliced from 19 exons. Lineage: Eukaryota; Metazoa; Arthropoda; Malacostraca; Decapoda; Penaeidae. The record is from RefSeq and is a predicted model, not a curated record.
AGGCAGUGAGAUUGUUUACGCAAGUGAGAGCGGGUGGCCGCGCGCGAGCCUUCUUCAUAUUUAAUGAUAAGUCCACAGAUUUUUGCGAAUACACUGACUUUUGCGUCGUAGUCGGUCGUUAAGUGUAAGUGAAAUAACCCUCGCCACCAAAAUGCCAGUAGAACACGAUACUUCUCAUCAGAACGGCCAAGAGGACACUGGCGGCGGCGGUAGCAACGUUAGCACCGAAACCCCGUCACAGCAGCCACAGCAAGCGCCUGAACCCAUCGCCACAACCAUCGUCAACGGAACUCACCCGAAGGUUCCUUCAACUGCUGAUGACCAAGGACGACAGGAGUCUCCCAAAGAUCCCAAAAAGACUGAUGGGAGCGCAAGCUUCCUACGGGCGGCGAGGGCGGGGAACUUGGAGAAGGUGUUGGAGUUCCUCAAGACCAAUACUGACAUCAACACCUGCAAUGCUAAUGGCCUUAAUGCCCUGCACCUCGCUAGCAAAGAGGGACAUGUAAGUGUUGUAACUGAACUGCUGCAACGAGGUGCAAAUGUCGAUGCAGCUACCAAGAAGGGCAACACAGCCCUCCACAUUGCCUCUUUGGCUGGACAGGAGGAGAUUGUGAAAGUCCUUGUGCAGCACCAAGCAAUGGUGAACAUUCAGUCCCAAAAUGGCUUCACCCCUCUGUACAUGGCUGCACAAGAGAAUCAUGAUAAUGUUGUCCGCUUCUUACUGGCCAAUAAUGCCAAUCAGAGUUUGGCCACAGAGGAUGGCUUCACCCCCCUGGCAGUGGCUUUGCAACAGGGACACGAUAAGGUUGUGGCAGUUCUUUUGGAGAAUGACACAAGAGGCAAGGUGCGUCUUCCUGCUCUACACAUUGCUGCCAAGAAGGAUGACACAAAGGCUGCAGCUCUUCUUCUUCAUACAGACCACAACCCUGAUGUAACCUCCAAAUCAGGAUUUACACCUCUUCAUAUUGCAGCCCAUUAUGGCAACGAAAAUAUUGCGAAUCUCCUCAUUCAGCGCGGAGCUGAUGUAAAUUAUGUUGCAAAGCACCAGAUUACACCCCUCCAUGUGGCAUCGAAAUGGGGUAAAGGAAAUAUGGUGUCACUGUUGAUAGACAAGGGAGCUAAUUAUGAGGCCAAGACUCGGGAUGGCCUCACACCCUUGCAUUGUGCUGCAAGAUCUGGUCAUGACACUGUUGUUGAUAUGUUGCUAGAGAAAGGUGCUCCAAUCACGAGCAAGACAAAGAAUGGGUUGGCUCCCCUCCACAUGGCGUCGCAAGGUGAUCAUGUUGACGCAGCUCGUAUCCUCCUCUACCACAAAGCACCUGUUGAUGAUGUCACUGUAGAUUUCCUCACUGCUCUCCAUGUGGCUGCUCACUGUGGGCAUGUGCGAGUGGCAAAGCUGUUGCUGGACCGAAAGGCUGAUCCUAAUGCCCGAGCCCUCAAUGGCUUUACUCCACUCCACAUUGCUUGCAAGAAGAACCGCAUCAAGGUGGUGGAACUGCUUCUCAAGCAUGGUGCUAGCAUUGAGGCAACCACAGAGUCGGGUUUGACUCCACUUCAUGUAGCAUCUUUCAUGGGCUGCAUGAACAUUGUGAUCUACCUGAUUCAACAUGGAGCCUCUGCAGAUGUACCUACUGUUAGAGGAGAAACUCCUCUCCACCUUGCAGCAAGAGCUAACCAGACAGACAUCAUCCGCAUCCUGCUUAGAAAUGGUGCUCAGGUGGAUGCUAGAGCGCGGGAACAACAAACCGCUUUGCACAUCGCCUCCCGUCUGGGUAACAGUGACAUUGUUGUACUAUUACUCCAACAUGGAGCUGCUGUUGAUGCCACAACCAAGGACCAUUACACUGCCCUGCACAUUGCUGCCAAGGAGGGUCAGGAAGAGGUGGCUAGUGUACUCCUUGAGCAUGGUGCCUCCUUGACCUCCACCACAAAGAAAGGUUUCACACCUCUUCAUUUAGCAGCUAAAUAUGGUAAUAUGAAGGUAGCCCGCCUGUUGCUGCAAAAGGAUGCCCCUGUUGAUGCACAGGGGAAGAAUGGUGUUACACCUCUUCAUGUGGCAGCACAUUAUGACCAUCAGAAUGUUGCCCUACUACUGCUGGAUAAGGGUGCAUCUCCCCACGCCACAGCUAAGAAUGGUUACACUCCUCUCCACAUUGCUGCUCGCAAGAACCAGAUGGACAUUGCAACAACGCUGCUUGAAUAUGGUGCAAGUGCCAAUGCUGAAUCUAAGGCUGGAUUCACACCUCUACAUCUUAGCUCCCAGGAGGGACAUACAGAUAUGGCAACACUCUUAAUCGAACACAAUGCUGCACCAGGAGCUUGUGCAAAGAAUGGACUAACCCCAUUGCAUCUGUGCGCACAAGAGGAUCGUGUCAAUGUUGCUGCUAUUUUGGUGAAGCAUGGAGCCCAGAUUGAUCCAGCAACAAAGGCUGGUUAUACACCACUGCAUGUUGCCUGUCACUUUGGGCAAAUGAACAUGGUGCGCUUCUUGCUACAGCAUGGUGCCAAGGUUGAGUCUUCAACACAACUUGGGUACACUCCUCUCCACCAAGCAGCUCAACAAGGCCACACUCAGAUUGUCAACUUGCUCCUCGAAAAUAAGGCUGAACCUAACGCAGAAACAAAAGACGGCAAGACGGCUCUAAGCAUUGCACAACGUCUCGGCUACAUUUCUGUAGUCGAGACACUGAAGAUUGUGACAGAAACAACCAUUACUACUACCACCACCACUGUCACAGAAGAGAAGUACAAGGUGGUUGUGCCAGAGACAAUGCACGAGACCUUUAUGAGUGAAUCAGAAGAUGAAGGAGGUGACGACACUCUGGUCUCCUCCAUGUUUGGUAAGCAGCAGCACGUCACGCUCCCGUUCUAUGAAGGACAGUUACGCUACACCAGUGAUGAUACAAUGCUUGGGGACCAGUCAUACCGUUACCUGACAGCAGAUGAAAUGAAGUCACUGGGAGAUGACUCUCUUCCUAUUGAUGUCACAAAGGAUGAGAAGAUGGAUGUAUCCUUCAUCAGCAACACAAUGGCAGCUCCUCCAGUGGCCCCUGUAGACCAGCUUAGCCCCCAGCACCAGAAGGAACAUCAGUAUGCCCAGUACACCGGUCACUAUCCCUCUGACAAUGUGGACAUUGCUAAGACUCCUAUACUUGCCGGCUACAAGAGCUUUCAGAGUCUGGGGAGUGGAAAUCGCUCUUCAGUGUACUCGUUUCUCACCAGCGACUCUGAAAAUCCGGAGAAUGGUUGGCCUUAUGUUCGAAGGUAAAAGGGUUGGGGAAAAUGAUCAACUAAUUCUCAUAUUGCUUUCUACUGUGGGAAGAGCUGGAUCUUAACUUGUCUGGGAUAUAAAUGUGGUGCCACUGGGAAACUUGGUUAUUGUUUAGUUUAUGGCGUCUCUGACAACUAACAUGUAUUGUUUCAAAGCUAAGUGCUGAAUCUUCUCUUAUACUUAUUGUCUCAGGCUUCGCUUAGGGAUAUUUUAUUCAAGUUGUGUUGGGAAAUUAUACAUUUAGCUUUCUUUAUUUUCUUGGUUUGUUUUAAUAUUUAUAUGCAUUAAUCAAUACAAGUAAUCAAUAAUAAAAGGAAGAACUAUUCAUGCAAAGUAAAAAUGGCCCUUUGUGGAGCUAGGCUCUGAGAUCACCCAUGAAAAAGCCACUGCCAGGUUCCAGAAAUAGACUCUGUGGGAUACGUACAGAAAGUUCAGGGCUGGCUCAGUGUUGGCUAGGCAUUGUGACGGGUUUCACUACACCUCUCCUCUCCUCCCUUUCCACACCACAAUGGGCAUUGAACAACGGUACUUGUCGUUGAUUACAGUAAUCGCUAUUGAUGUGAUGUUUGAAUUUUUGCGUGUUGUCGUAUGAUUUAACUUGCUGUGGCACAGAUAGAUUAUAUAGUAGUAGAAUGUAGUUUUGUAAUAGUGUAAAAUAGGCUACUUUUUUUUUUCUUUUCCUGUGUCUCCUUAAUCUCUUCCUUUUUUUAUCUCUUGAUGGUUCUAUAUUUUUGGAGAAUGAGAAGUCUUUAUGUAACUCCUGCACAUUCCUUUCAGUUUAAAGCUAUGCAUAUAUUUUUGUUGCUUAUGAUUGAAUAAUUUUUGGUUUCUUUGUAUCCAGCAUUUGUGAUAUUGUCACUUCAUCAUUAUUGGCUUAGUUUGGCAAUGUUUCACAAAAGCUUGUCUUGUGUGUGCACUGGAACUGAAGAAGGAAUAUAUUUGGGUUUAACAAAGUUGGGAUGCACACCUAAGAACCAGCACUUAGGAGAUAGUGUAGUCCUUAGGGAGGUUCUUUAGCCUCAGUGCAUCGGCUGGUGUGUUAUUCUGCUGUGUUAACCGAAA